Molecule: messenger RNA, 8456 nt
Organism: Malaya genurostris
Lineage: Eukaryota; Metazoa; Arthropoda; Insecta; Diptera; Culicidae
Product: DENN domain-containing protein 1C
Exons: 10
Coding region: 677-4174 (1165 amino acids)
Biological process (GO): endocytic recycling; endocytosis
Cellular component (GO): intracellular membrane-bounded organelle; cytosol
Molecular function (GO): phosphatidylinositol phosphate binding; guanyl-nucleotide exchange factor activity
Source: RefSeq, a predicted model, not a curated record
AAGAGCAACAGAAGCAGCAGCAUCUUGCUUACAUACAUUUUUUUUUGUUGGCUCUCUGCCUGCGCUCUGACUUGCUCAUUCAAUAGAGCGAUUCGCGACGAUUUCAGUCAUCAGUCCUCGUUUGGUAGUAAACUUCUUCGCCGUCGUCGUGUCGUGGCGUAGGAAGUCAUUCCGCCGCACUGUCGUGGUGUAUUUAGCGUAUAGUGGAGUGCAUUGUAGUAGUAGGCUACAUUGAAGUGGAUGCAGUGUGUAAAAUUUUAUCGCAAAAAGGAACGUCUUUCCUCCCAUCUCACACUCGGUUCGUAAUUUGUCGUGCAAAAGUUUUCAUAAUGAUUUGAAAAAAAAUGGAAGUUCUGUGAUUUGUGCUAGAGUUGCAAGUUUUCUAUUGUGGGGCAACAAAACCAGGGCGGAUAAGAAAAAAAAUUGAAGUGUUUCAAUAAUUGGAAAAAAUAAGUCACCGAAGAUGGCAAUCGAAGUGCUCUAAUGGUAAAUUGGGAAAAUUUGCUGGUUCCGUGUGUGUCCUGGGAUAAUCCCGGUUGGAAAGUGAAUUUUUUACAGCUGUGAGGCGUAAAUUACCAGUGGCUAACGCCCCAUCCGAGGUGUAUCUGGAGAAAAAUCUACUCCCACCUACUUCACCACCGCCGUCUGCAGUGGUUCUUGUCGUGCGGCGACUGUCAUGAACUCCAGAAUAAAGGAGGAUGUCAGCCGACUGUUCGAGUACUGGUGUGAAAUUGCUCCCGGGACUGCGACGCCGACGACGGCAUCGCCUUCGUCUCCCGGUCCUGGUGGGAACGACAACAACAGCUCGGGUUAUAUUGUGCAGAGCUUUCCGGAGUCGUUCAAAGAUGCCAAGGUGAUUGCCGAUAUUCCGGCGUUCGCCUAUCCGUGCUCAUUCGAGAGGCGCACGAUCCAGGUGCACUCGUUCGUACUGACCAACAUCGACUCCAAGUGGCGUUUCGGAUUCUGCAGGCAUGAUCCGAAAUCGCCCACGGCGAUGGUCAUCGUCACCUACCUGCCAUGGCACGAUACCUUCAUCCGGUUUCUGAAUGUGCUGGCUGAUGUGCGGAAACAUUCACAGACCGAGUUUGAGUCAUUCCUGACGGAAGCCUACAACAAGGGUGUCCCCGAACCGGGCGGAUGCCUCAAACUGCAGUACGAUAGGCCCGUGCAAACGUUUAGCUUUCAGAGGCCGCAGCAGUUUCUGCUGCCCAGUAUACCAGAGAAUCACAAUCUGAACCUGUACUACAACUUCGUGGAGCCGAAGUUUAUGAUAGGGAUUUUCGCCGCAAUGCUGGCAGAGCGACGAAUAAUCUUCGUAUCCCGUCGGUUGGACAUUCUAGCAUCCUGCAUUCAGGCCGCCAAUGCAUUCCUCUAUCCGAUGGUGUGGCAGCACAUCUUCAUUCCAGUUCUGCCGAUGAAAAUGAAGGACAUCCUGGGUGCCCCGAUGCCCUUCCUGAUCGGUGUACCGGAGGCCGUGUACGAAUCGCUCCGCCGGGAAGAGGUGGGCGAUGUCGUCAUACUGAACUGUGAUAAACGAACGCUGGAAACGCCGUUCGACGAUGUAAAAAACAUGCCACCGGAGCUGGUUGCCUCGCUGAAAAAACAUCUGGCCAAUCCGGCCGAACAUCGGGGCGAUCGUGUGUCGAAGAUAUUUUUAGGUAUAUUAGUGCAAUUAAUUGGCGGGUAUCGGGACGCGGUGAAGUUCAAUGACAAGAUUACGUUCGAUCCGGACACAUUCAUCGACACUCGACCGUCGCACCUGAGACCAUUCCUCACGAACAUGCUACAGCUGCAAAUAUUCCAACAGUUCAUCGAAGAGCGACUGGACAUGCUCAAUACCGGUCAGGGGUUUUCGGAUGAGUUCGAGGUGGAGUGCUUCCGCUAUGCGGAAAAGUCCGGACGCAAGGUGAAACAGUACAAGGAUCUGCUGAAGAAUUUUAAAGAUAAGACCAAUCCGGCUGUUCGAUCAGCAGUGAAAUCGGUGAAGGAAGGCGGCAAAGGAGUCAAAACGGCCUACAAGGGUCUUCGGUCUAAGUUCCGAGAGACAACGCCACCAAAGUCGAAGCUAGAUAGCAGUCUACACUCGCACAUGUCCCAGUACGACAUCGGGCACCAGUCGGCACCGAACUCACCCGUUUUUAACAAACGACCGCAAACGAUCGCCCUGCCGGACGAUUCGUAUCACAAUCACGCGCAAAUGUUGACUCCUUCGAGCACUUCGCUGUACAACUCGCCGCACAUCAUGAUGAGCAAUAAUAGCCAUAACAAUUACAACACCAUCACCGGAUGCAGUACCAGUGCGAUGAACAACAAUUUCAGCUCCAGCAACAACAACCAUCACAACCACAACUACAACACCAGCAGCAGCAGUGACGUGCGCAGUCCGUCGCUCAGUUUGAGCCCUACCAGUUCGAACUCGUCGUCGGAGAUGAACCUGCUCCAGGAGUUGCAACAUUUGGCACUGUUUAAAUCGCCGGCGGUCAACAGAAAUCUCAAACCAGCGUACAGCAUGGACUCAACCCAGCGGCCAUCGUCCCGGACGGGAGCCCCCCUGAGUCCGCCCGGUUCUGGUCACACGCUACCCCGAAUACAAGAAGCGCCAGUGCCGUUACAGUUGGAUCUGAACGCUGAUCGGAAUCCGGUGGGAUCCGGGAAUCGAGAAAAUGGUCGGACUGAAAAUAGCUACAACAACAACCUCAACGAUCACAACUUUGAUCUUUCGCCAGACAUGCCCUGUCCACCGGUGCCACCGCGCCGUUUCCAAACAGCAGCCGAAGCUCUGGCUGCCAUUCAAAUAACACCCCCGCCCAUGUCUCCCCCUUCGUCUUCCUCGUCGACCUCGGCGUCCCCCUAUCGAAACUAUAACUUCCUUCAUCAAACUGCCAUCAUGAUGCAAUCCAAAGUAAACCAAACAGUUCCGAAUCCGAACACGACCGGACCAACGUCCCCGUCAGUGAAUGGUCAAUCGCCGCCGCUUCCAUCGCCACCACCGCCACCGCCCCUGAAAGCGACCCAGAACGAUCCGUUAGUGACGCAGUUCGACGACGACGAACUGAUCACCUUAAUGCCAAAUAAUUCCACCAAUGCUAGUAGCCAAAUCGUACUGCAAUCGACGGGCGGAGGUGGUGGCGACGGUGAAGGCAACAUCAUCAGCCAUCAUUCCAGCAGUACGCAGCCACCACACGUUCCUUUUCACCAUAACAACCACCAAAAGCCACAGGCUCCGCAGCCACCGCAGAGGCCACCGCUGGCACCGAAGCCCACCUUCCGAAAAGAGUCUAACAUCGACGUGGCUGACGCUAAUGCACUCACCACAACCGCUACCGCAUCCAUAUCUCCUGUGCCCAGAACGGGGAUCACUACCCCCAUCAGACCCCCGUCGCCAUUCGCCAACGAGCCAGACAGUUCCCAAGACCUGAUCAACCUGGACACGACCAACUCCAGCUUUGAGCUAGAAGACUUUGAUCCGCUGAAUGACAAUGCUAAGCCAAUUCCGACCGUACCGUCGGUUCCAUGUGCACUAAUCACACCCAGCACUGCCCCGAUCAAGGCCAGCCGAUCCCCGCCAGUCGCACACGCUAUCGGUUUCGAUAAUCCUAUCUAUCCCUACUUUACACCGACACAUCUCCACGGUGCAACCAAAUCGUUAACGUCGUCGCCGCUGUCCACGUCGUUCAAUGCCGGCACCACAACCAACAAUCCACUACUGAAAAACUUGCAUCACACACAUCAUCAACAUUCACUGUCACAAGGAAACUUCAUCACUCCGGCACGGGGCGGACCACCGACUGUUGGUCCUGGUAGCGGUGCCACUAAGCUCAUCAAUAGCGCACAAGACGAUUUCGAACUGCUACGAAACUACGGUCUAGAUAAGUUCUCACUUCUAGAUAGCGCUAGUAUCGAUACUGAGAAGCAACAACAACAACAACAAAAACAUCACAUGGCAAGUCUUCUAAGCAACAACACAGUUCAUCAUCAGCAACAGGGAAAUACGAAUACUAACGGUAGUAGUCAUACUAGUAAUGGUAGUAGUAGAAAUAGUAGUAAUAAUGUUAGAGAUAUUGAAUUCAGCAAGCUGAGUAGUGUAACGAAUAUUGUAAAUGGUCGCGCGAUUAGUGGCAGUACUAGCUCCGGCAGUACUAGACCGUUCAACAAUUGGACCACCUUCGACUGAUAGGUUUGUUUCUGUGUACAUAUGUAUUUAGAUAAUCGGCAUUUCGAUAGGAGAAUAAACCGCAGAGUAGUAUUGUUUUUGUGAGCGUUUAGUUUUUUUUUGUGUUGAAGGUGUGUUUUCUUUCUUGUUAUGAAGACAUUGUUUUUUUUUUCUUCAGUGUGGCAUCAGUUCUCACUAAAUAUUUGUAUAUAAAGAAAACAAGAAUAAGUUGUUACAUUAUUUAUAUAGAGUAGACAUUACAGUAGUAAUUUAUCUGGGAGGCUACGAAGCCUCAAUGAUGCAAGUACCGAUAAUCAGUGUCAGAAUCGCGCGACAGUGCAAAAUCAUGCAUUUUGGUAAGAUCGACAACCAAAACUACAAUCUAUCUGUAAUGGAAACAAAACUUCAAAUGACAGUUAUUAUAAACACUGCUUGUCACACUUCUAAUCAUAGUGCUAGUGGAAAGUGAUCGAAUCGAUAUAGGGAAUGUUUUAAUAAAUAUAAUUGAGAAGACGAACAGUUUGCGAACGUUAGAAAAGCAAUGUUUUGAACGAAGGGAAGGGGGCGAGAGUUUGAACAGAUACAUAUUUAUGAAGUUAGUGAUGAGAAGAUACGCAAGACGGAAAUUUUAAACAACAAAAGGCAUACCUAUAUACUGAUAUUAAAGAACUCUUCUAGUGUUGAUAACGUUGUUACGUAAACUUUUAAAAAUGGAUCGACUAAAAAUAGAAAAGACAAGAAAAGUGUAAACAAUUCAAUCACGAUGGUAUUUUUAAUACCGAACGGUACAUCUCGGAUGUGUAGCAAAGCACAACUUCACUAUCUCUCCUAAUAUUUUCGAUACUGAUUUUGGAACGAAAUUGAAUGCUGCCGGUGAUGGUAGGUAGACUGUUGAAUAUAUUUUCAUUAUGGUGAACAUCCAGCUGCAUUUUAUUUCAGUUAUUCAAACAUAAAUAAUAUGAAUCAAGAGAGGUCCAAAGAGUACAUUUCAUCACACUUUUCUGCAUUUGUUAUACUAAUUUAGUUGUGAUAGCUAUUCUCAGUCCAAAAUCAAUUUAAAAAACCCUUCUUAAUCCAUCUAGUGGUGUGAUAAUGCCUUUCUCUUUUUUCAUAACAGUGUCAUGAAAAUAUAUUUCAUACUUUUAUCAAAUAAUUUCGGAUACCAAUUUUGACACCAAUUGAUUCAGAUUGAUUAAAGUAGUUCACAAAAGCAUGCUUCAGUGUUUAUGUCACACAGUCACCAUCAUUUUUCCAAACUAGUGCUUGACAUUUGCGUUGCCUAUUUGUAUGAGAACAGUGAUGCUAAUCUAAAAAAAACCCUUCUCAGUCCACUUAGUGGAAUUUUCAUAUAUCUUGAAAAAUCACCAUAGGGAGCACAUGAAAUUUUCGAAAUCAAAAAAAAAAUUGAUGCUAAAAAGCUUAGAAUUGCAUGAAACGUCGAGAUUUAGUGUCAUCUCGAAAAAAAAAAUUUUUUGAAUAAUCGACUUUUUGGGAAAAAAUAUCAAAAUUCUCAGAAAGUCAAUACUUUCGAAAAUUUGUUUUUUUUAAAUAACACUAAAUCUUGACGUUUCAUGCAAUUUUAAGAUUUUUGGCAUAAAAAAAAAUUUACAAUUUCGGAAAUUUCAUGUACCUCUCCCCUAUGGUGCUUUUUCAAGAUCGAAAAUUUUCAAACUUUAACCGCUGGGCAGCACUUCUUACUCAUUCAUCAUUCAUCAUUCCGGUUUUUGCAGACAUAAAACCAUUUAUUUUAAGCAACUUUUAGACUGAUCUCUCGAAUAGUGACCUAAAAACGAAUUCUUACGUUAAACCUAAAUUUAGAGUAAGAGUUACUCAUUAUCAUUGACUGAAUUUUUGACGUUUCCAUGUAUCAGUUGAAAAGAAGUAACUAAUACUCAGAAUCUGAGUAACUUUUUCUAAGCGUGUGGACAUUCAGAUUGGGCAGAAUUGUCAACAUAAGUGAGGGUCAUGAGUACCAACAUAACGAUCAAAAAUCAGUCAAACGUAGCCCGCGAAAAUUCAAAAUUCACCAUAUUUUUUAACAAAGAUCGUGUCUUCAUUUCGUAAUGAAUUUGAGUUAAUUGGAGUUGAAUGUACGUGGUUUCUCAUUUUAACAUCAAUUUUUCAUGAAAGUAAUCAAUGAAGGCUGUAAUCGCAAUAAUUGACUUUCAAACAUGUUCACAAGAAAGUUCGAUUCUGUUGCAACAUUCAGGAAACAUCAUUACAUUGUUGCAACUCGCUUGCAUCAAGAAAUGCCCGCUCCUUGGCGUUGACACAAAUUAUUUUGAGAUUAACUAUCUAUAUGAAAUAUGUAAAUCUACAAGUCCAAUGACAUAUACAAUGUCACUUUAUUGUGAUUUCCAUUUGGAACUUCGAAUGGAAAUUUUUCGAUCAGGCGGCAUUAGUUCAAAAUUUUUUCCGAUCAAAAUAUGUGAGUAAUUUGAAAUGGUUUUGCCACUAACGCAAUUUGUCAAUGAUGAGUACUUUAUUAUGUGAAAUAGACCUUAGCUCCCAUCGAAACGGGAUGAUGAACAGUGAACAAACAGAUGAUUGUUGAGCACAAUCAUUAGUAACUCUAGACACGAUAAUCCGAUUGUAGUGAUAAUGUUCGAAAAUGUCUUUUCAUUUCCGAAUAGAAAAUUUCAAACAAUCCCUACUUCAUUCACGGCAGCUUUCAAUGAAUCAAAAACUUAAUACUAAAAUGUUUAGAUUGCUACUCUUGGUUUUGGGUCACCGUCAGAGGAACAAUUUUGUAUAUCAGCUUUUGUACUAUUGUAUAACGGAAAGAAAUAAAUCAACAUGUAUGCCCUAUUUAAUACAAAUCUAUUUAAAGUAAAACAAUAAUUUUGAUACUUCGAUUUCUCUAGUUAGUCUUUGAAAACCGAAACGCCAUAUAAACAACAUUUUAUCCACCAACAGCAAAUAAGAUUUGUAAUCGUACCAUAUAACAACUAUUAGGAAAUCCGGCAACCAAAUUGUAUCUAGUAUAUAUUAAUUCUACUCUCGGAUAGUGUAAUGGAAAAACAAACCAUUCUUAUUAUCAGCUAAAACAAUAGAGCUUAUGUAGAUAACUCGUACUUGAGAGUGGUCAAGUUCAAGUUCAAUUUGGUAUUUAAAAGACUCGGAACACUCGUAUCAAAACUAACACGUAAUUUUUUCUGAAUAUCAUCAUCAUACUUUUAAAUUGCAAUAUAAAUUUAGUAGCAAUAUGAAUUUUUCUCUGAGUAAUCCCACAACAUUUGCGUGAUAAAUAAUAGACACUUGAAAGCGAUUUUAACCCAACAGAAAACCACCUUUAUCUCGAAGCAAUGCUGAAUUAGUCUUUUUCCUCCACAGAAAAAGUUUUACAAUACAAAAAGGUACUAGAGCGCAAACAGUACUAGAUAUAUUUAUAGCGAAGAAAUUGAUAGAAACAAAACCAAACAGAUAUCCAUAUAAACGGUUGCCAAGUUGACAAAAAAAGACACGUUUUAAAAACCACAUACCCGAACACAAAGACGAAGUCAUAGUUGAGAGUAGGUCAUAUUUAAAGCGGAUGUAUGGUGAAAACCAAGAAAAAUUUUAAAGUUGAAAAAACGGCAUAAACCAGUAUAGCAUCUAGGAUAGUGAUGAAUGUUUGUCAAACAAACGCUACGUGGUGAAAUUGUUCCAAUGCUCAAAACCGAUUCCCAAAUUUUCCCAACCAAACCCUGACUCUAUUCGUCCUUGGCCAGUUGUUCAUUUUGCUUUUUCACAUUCAGGAUACUCUUCCCCUUUCGAAAGGACGCCAACUCUUUAGAGCAACAAUUAUAUAUCAAAUAUAUAGCCAACGGUUUGAAAAUGCUUUAUCUCAACGAUAAUUAAUCAUAUAGGUUUGUUUUGCAAAGCAUUAAAAAACAGUUACGAAAUUUAUUUAUUCAAAAAAACACCAGCAAUGUUGGUAAACUAAGGCAUCAAAAUUUGUUCUCGCGUGAAACAUGCAACAAUGAUAGAGGUUUAAAUAAAAGUUAGAAAUAAAAAAAACUCAUGGAACACAAAAAUAUUAAGAUUCAUCACUUAUGUGUACACACGUUUAACAAAUAAAUACAUCCAAAAUCAAGCAUAUUUAUUAAAUGUUUGGUCUAAAACUGCUGAAGUAAGUAUAGAUUUGAAGAAAAAAGAAACAAGCUUCCGAUUGUAAUACGUUUCGGAAUUCCACGGUUGAAGACAUUCAUAUAUCUAUUGUAACGGGAAGAGCCAUAAGAGAACUGACAAUGCAACUGAAUGGAGAUAUUGUGUGCAGAAAUGAAGGGAAAAAUAAAAACAAUUUAAUGUUUAUCAAAGCGAA